Molecule: messenger RNA, 684 nt
Organism: Gloeophyllum trabeum ATCC 11539
Lineage: Eukaryota; Fungi; Basidiomycota; Agaricomycetes; Gloeophyllales; Gloeophyllaceae
Exons: 2
Coding region: 54-503 (149 amino acids)
Source: RefSeq, a predicted model, not a curated record
CGGCGGGCGAGGGGAUUCCGAUCCUUUUGACGAUAACAUGCCACCAUGCACCUAUGCACAAUAAAUUACUGAUACCCAACAUCGACAUACAGCUGAUUAAGAAGACAACGGUAUGGCUCAAAGGUGGAAGCAAUAGGAUGUCGAGCCUCGGACAGUAUGUCAGUGUCCGAGAUAUGAGCAUCUCCAAAGCAUGUCUUUGCCAUGUCGACGAAGCACGGGAAGGGGUGAGCCAAUUGCAUUACAGACUGAAGGCUGGGGCUUGCGGCGCGGAGUCGUCCUGGGAGGUAUCAAAGGUCGUCAGUGCUUCUUAUCACAUUCAAGUCGUCAUCAAGCCGCCCUCCAUGGCCUCUAAAUUUCUGCCCUUUUACCGGCGGAAUAUAACGGUACAACUUACUACGGACCACUGGGGAACUUGGGAUACUGAGAUGCUGGCAAUGGAUGGGCUACCGGUGCCCGCACUGGGAUUGGCCCAGGAAUCAAGGGAUGUCUUCAGCUGCAUAUAAUUCUUCAGGAUGUCCAUGCUUUCUUUAUUACGAGUCUUCCUCUCUAAGGGGGCGGUCCCUCCAUAGAGUCACAACAGCUAUAAUCAUGAUGAUGAACGUGCAUUUGCUUUUAGUCUCCAAACUCUGUAAUUGUAUCGUAUGGGAAUAUUAGUUGGACGAACCUUCACUUCAUAUAUCUCCG